AUGACACUGGGCACAAAGCCCACACAACUCCCACACCUCAGUGUACCCAGUCAUAAUAACCACAAUGGCCACAAUGGCCAGAGGGAGCAUAAUGGACACAGGAUCUGGCGGUCUUCGACAAUCGGAUAUAUUGCACCAAAUUUCGAGGGAAAGAAGGCGCAAAUGGCAGAAGUCAAACAAAUGAUCAUGAAAGAAAAAUGGAUCCCUGACGACAGAGUCGACAGUCAAAUUGAGUGGUUCUACACCGAACUUGGUAUCGACGACGUGUAUUUCCAGCUAGAGUCCACAAAGGCAAUCUCAAGCCACAUAAUAUCCCUCUAUGCGGCUAAGGUGGCAGCGGUCGCACGAGAAGACAAAUGCGGAGAGAUCAAACUUGAUAUGGAGGCCGCUGAUCAUGCCAUAUAUAUCGACACUAGCGAACCAGGAGUGAGCUACAGUGAGGGCCCAAGAUACGAGCAGAGACUCGAGGCGAAGUAUCUUGAUGGUCCGGAUGCCAAUAAACGCUUCCGCGUUGAGACAUACAGAUCCCUUAGCAACCUGACUGGCACUCCGAAUUCCAAAUCAACUAUGCGUUGCAAUUUCGUAUAUCAAUGCCAAUUUGUCGAACCGAAUCCUAGUCCUCACGAGACCAGACUGCAGGUAAUUGGCGACAGGAUGUUUCUCGCAAAAGCCACUAGGAAUACAAUACAAAUCUAUCAGGAAAUCCUUGAAUUGGCAGUUACCAGAACAGGGCCCGUCAUUGAGGUCUUUGACAUUGGGGGCUCACACGAGAAGAGAGUUGUGGUAGCAUUCCGUCAACGUACUGCCUUGGGUAUAUUUGGUGCACUCAGUGAUCUUUAUCAUUAUUAUGGACUUACAAGUUCAAGAAAAUAUGUCGAGCAAUUCUCCAACGGGAUCACGAUCAUAUCGAUAUACCUAAAGCCUAUCUCUAGUCAAACACUCAACACCAAAUUCCCUCCAAUUGAGCAGUCGAUUCACCAGAUUGCCAAGGAGAUCUCUCUGCUCUAUUGCAUUCCCCAGAACCAAUUCCAAUUCCUGUUUGCAAGCGGCCGCCUGAGUCUACAGGAGACUAUCUAUGGACAUUGCGUCUGGGUAUUCGUUCAGCAUUUCCUCAAUAGGCUAGGGACCGAGUAUGCUUCACUGGUCUCUGCAUUAGAUGCGAAGAUUAGCCUGCAUGCUGAGAUUCUAUCAAACAUUAAACGCCGCCUACGCACCGAAACAUUCACAGCGGAGUACAUUCGUGACAUUAUUAGUCAAUACCCUGAACUUGUUCGAUCAUUUUACUCGAAUUUCGCAGACAUUCAUGUCCCACCAAUUUCCGAGCACGAAGAUAACUACGUCGGCUCUUCACCAUUAGCCGAAGUGCUUCCAGAUGCCCAACUCAAGGAGCAGGUGUUAAGGGUCGUUAGCAACGAGCACGAUGCGAUGAUUUGGGGAGCAUUUCGAUUAUUCAAUUCUGCCGUUCUGAAGACGAAUUUCUACACCCCAACGAAGGUAGCUUUGAGCUUCCGUCUAGACCCAACAUUUCUUCCGGUAAUCGAAUACCCCGAGCCGUUAUAUGGGAUGUUCUUGGUAAUUACCUCUGAAUCUCGGGGCUUUCAUCUUCGUUUUCGAGAUAUUGCGCGAGGUGGUAUUAGGAUCAUCAAAUCUCGAAAUCGCGAGGCAUAUUCAAUAAACGCACGCUCUAUGUUCGAUGAGAGCUAUGGUCUUGCCCAUACCCAGCAAUUCAAAAACAAAGAUAUCCCAGAAGGGGGCUCGAAAGGUGUCAUUCUCCUCGACGCUCAACAUCAGGACAAGGGCAGGUUGGCUUUCGAAAAGUAUAUCGAUAGUAUUAUGGACCUUCUAAUUCCCCCUACAAGCCCAGGUAUUAAAGAUCCUAUUGUUGAUCUUUACGGCAAGCCAGAGAUGCUCUUUAUGGGCCCGGAUGAGAACACUGCUGAUCUUGUGGAUUGGGCAACUGAGCAUGCCUACAAGCGAGGAGCCGCGUGGUGGAAGUCGUUCUUUACUGGGAAGAGCCCUAAACUUGGUGGCAUUCCCCAUGACACUUACGGUAUGACAACGUUAUCCAUUCGGGAGUAUGUAACGGGCAUCUAUCGGAAACUUAAUUUGGACCCAUCGAAGGUGAGGAAGAUGCAAACUGGUGGACCUGAUGGAGAUCUUGGUUCAAAUGAGAUUCUUCUAAGCAAAGAGAAGUACAUAUCUAUUAUUGAUGGAUCUGGCGUUCUUGUCGACCCAAAUGGCAUCAACUACGAAGAACUUAUUCGUCUCGCCAAAAAACGUGUUACGAUCUCAGAAUUUGAUACUUCGAAGCUCUCUACAGGCGGCUAUCGUGUUCUUAUCGACGAGAUUAACGUUAAGCUUCCAAACGGCGAGCUCGUUCAUAAUGGCAUGACCUUCCGCAACACCUUUCAUCUUCGGAAUACCGGUUUGGUAGACUCUUUCGUGCCUUGUGGUGGCCGACCUGAGUCAGUUGACCUUAUAAGUGUCAACCAGCUCAUCAAAGACGGCAAAAGCACUAUACCCUAUAUUGUUGAAGGCGCUAAUCUCUUCAUUACGCAAGACGCAAAACUUUGUCUCGAGAAAUCAGGCUGUAUCCUCUUCAAAGACGCUUCUACAAACAAAGGCGGCGUGACUUCUUCCUCCCUUGAAGUCCUUGCGUCAUUGUCCUUCGAUGAUCAAGGCUUUGUUGAGAACAUGUGCGUCGGCCAUGACGGCAAUGUACCAGAGUUCUACAAGGCAUACGUUAAAUAUGUCCAGGACGUGAUCAAGCAAAAUGCCACACUAGAAUUCGAAGCAAUUUGGCGCGAACAUGAAUAUACGGGUAUUCCGAGGUCUACAAUAAGCGAUAUGUUGAGUGCGGCGAUCACGAAACUAAAUGAGGAGCUUCAGAAGUCGCAGCUGUGGCACAACCAGCAGUUUAGGCGGUCAGUGCUUUCGGAUGCGUUGCCAAAGUUGCUGUUAAAGAAGAUUGGGCUCGAUCUGAUUUCUGAGAGGGUUCCGGAAAACUACCUCAGAGCUAUCUUCGGCAGCUACCUUGCCUCCAGAUUUGUGUACGAGUUCGGAUGUAGUCCAAGUCAAUACGCGUUCUUCGACUUCAUGUCGAAAAGAAUGGAAUCAACUGCUACCAAACAAAAGUCGCUUGGUACAUGA
Hyaloscypha bicolor E is the source of this 3150-nucleotide messenger RNA. RefSeq names its product NAD-specific glutamate dehydrogenase. Gene Ontology annotation, cellular component: mitochondrion. Gene Ontology annotation, molecular function: L-glutamate dehydrogenase (NAD+) activity. Bases 1 to 3150 code for a protein of 1049 amino acids. The record is from RefSeq and is a predicted model, not a curated record. NCBI's taxonomy places the organism in Eukaryota, Fungi, Ascomycota, Leotiomycetes, Helotiales, Hyaloscyphaceae. The transcript has 5 exons.